Ipomoea nil (Japanese morning glory) is the source of this 6537-nucleotide messenger RNA. RefSeq names its product serine-rich adhesin for platelets-like. The coding region runs from base 581 to 6010 and encodes 1809 amino acids. Lineage: Eukaryota; Viridiplantae; Streptophyta; Magnoliopsida; Solanales; Convolvulaceae. The transcript has 10 exons. The record is from RefSeq and is a predicted model, not a curated record.
UCGUUUUCUCUCUCUUAUUUUUUUGGUCACUCCGACCCUUUCUCUCUCUAAAAUUUCACAUUCUGUGGCGAUUCAAAACCCUAGAGUAGAACUCGUAUAGACGAAGGAUCGCUAGGGGCCAUUGCCGUCCGCCUCGACAUUUAGCGGAGGAUUUGGUUUUAGGCUUUGGACCACUGAGCUAAGAGCUCGCCCAGCUGAUUGGUGCUUGAUUGAGGCGUCAAUCUCUGAUUCUGCUUUGUAAAUUGCGACUCCUCUUAUUAAAAAUUUGUUGAUCUUCUUAACAAUUCUGGGGAAGAUCGUGGCUUUAGUUGGAAAAUGUUCGGUGCUGGAAUAGAUGCACUCGCGGGUUUUUUAUUGUGUGCAUUUUGGAGUGGUCAUUUUUCAAGAGUUGUGUGGAUGGUGGCAUAGGAGGUCUAGGCUGAUAAAUUCGACGGUGAAUUGCCUUCAUCAAGAGAUUGGGAUUUCAGAUGUGAUUAUGCUUGAAAAUGCUGGAUAGGCUGCUUUUGAUGUUAUCUGUAUUCUAUUUUAUUGGUUUGAAGUUGACAAUCACAUAUCAAGUUCUUUGGAUUUAAUAUCAUCUAUGCCUGGCAACGAAGUUGGAGAUAGGGUCCACAAUUUCUUUGCUCAGGACACCUUGUCACAGGGGCAGCAUCAGUCACAGGUGUUGGACCAGAACCAUCCAGCUCUGAAUAAUAAUCUGUGGGUUGGAAGCCAGGGACCAAUUGGUGUUCCAAGUUACAGCACAAAAAGUUAUAAUUUACAGCAAUCAGUAGUAGAUACUGGGAGAGGGUCAAAUAGUCAUUUUUUGAAUGGUCCACAUGGCUUGAACUUUGCUCGAUCCACUCUAAGGUCUGAGAUUCAGCUGCAGAGUCAGCAGCAAAGUUUGAAUGGAUAUAUGUAUGGCAAUCUUUAUGAUACACGGCAAGAUGAAGGAAGCUUUCUGGCAGCUGAUAUAGGUUCUGAUCAGCGUAAUGUAGCUUCAGUAGACUCAUCUUUCUGUGAACAGUCACCACAAGGUGUGGGUCCUCAGCAUCAAGCACGCCCAAUCAGUUCUGGAGCUUCUGAAUCUUCUGGUAAUUUUGGUCUUUUUGGCGGUCAACAACAAAUGAGUCGUCAGCAAUCAAACAUGCUGCAAUCUCUGCAGCUCCAGCAGUCUGGGCUUAAGGACAUGCAGCAGCUACAACAGCAAGUAAUGUUCAUGAAGAUGCAAGAACUUCAAAGGCAACAGCAACUUCAGCAACAAGAUGCAAGGCACCAAAAUUCACUUAGCCAGAUUUUACCCUUUCCUAAAGUUGCAUCUGGAAGCCAUUCCUCUCCUUUGGUUCACAACACUAUACAUUCAGGGGCACUGAGCUUUCCUUGGGCAACUGACACCAGUAACACAAACUGGUUGCAGGGCAGUUCUUCAGCAUUGCAAGUAUCCUCUAAUGGUUUUGUUUCUAGUAAUCAUGGUCAAGGACAUCACAUGAUGGGAUUAGUUCCUCAACAGAUUGACCAAUCUCUUUUUGGAGUUCCUGUUUCAACUUCAAGAGCUGGUGUAAGUCAAUAUUCCCAAGCAGUUGCUGAUAAGCCAUUGAUACAGCAACCAGUUUCCUUUAAUAAUUCAUUUCCAUUUCGACAAUAUGCUCCACCACCGGAUCAAAUUGGUGUUCAGGAUGGAGCUGUCACUUCUAGACAGAGAUUCGUAGGUGAAAGUUUCUUUGGACAUGCUCCUAACCAAAGUCUAAACAAUGCAAUCAACAUGGAGAACCUUCAGGAAGUGAAUGCCAUUCAACAUGGUGCAGCUGCACAGGAAUUCCAAGCGAGACAGGAGCCUGCUAUUCCUUCAGUCAACACACAAGAGAAAACAUCAAAGGAAACUGCCUCCUCAAACAAUGAAGUUGGUCUUGAUCCUACAGAAGAAAGAAUUUUGUUUGGUUCAGAUGAUAAUAUAUGGGCUGCCUUUGGAAAGAGCCCCAAUAUGAGGGAGGAAGCUUGCAAUUCACUUGAUGGCACUGGAUUAGACAAUGGGUUUUCUUCUAUUCAAGGUGGUACUUGGAGUGCUCUAAUGCAGUCUGCUGUUGCAGAAGGCUCUAGUGCUGAUGUAGGACCACAGGAAGAGUGGAGUGGUUUGAAUUUUCACAGUACGGUUGUUCCUCCAGGGAAUCAAAACAUUUCACAAUAUAGUAGUGGGAGGCAACCAAAUUCUUUGAUUGAUGUCCGCUUGCCUAUUGCGCCAUCAUUGAAUUCCGAGACUGGUCAGGCAUCUGGCAGUAAUAAUGUGAAGAAUAGUUAUGUCAAUCUUCCAGGAUCCCAGCAACUUGGGCAUAAAUUUCCCAAUGAAACUGGUCAUAGCAUGCAAUCAAAUUCUGUGCAGAGACUUGUGCAACCAUCUGAGGAAGGCAACAAGUGGCCAGAUGUUGGACCAUUACAAAUGUCAGGUGCUGAAGGAAGCCGAAUGCUGACAAAUGCUUCACUUCCUCUUGAUACAGAAAUAGAUGCCAAGAGGGUUCCUAUUUCAUGGAUGGAUGAGGUUGGUGUUCCUAGUAAAACAUGUGAUAGAUUAAGUGAUUGGAAUGCUCUUGGGUCUGCAAUGCCUACUGAAGAUGCUUCUGUAAAUACUCAUUCGAGUCGGAACUACUCGAAAUAUUUAGGCAGCAGUCAAAAUAAAGGCACACAUGGGGAAGCUGUUCAUACUGGUGCUUUAUGGAAAACUGAUCCUGGACCUAGCCCGGCUGUUGAUUUGGAACUUACAAGAUCUCCUGCUGGUGCCCUGGUGAAUUCAGAGCCUCUUGGCAUAAAAAGUGCUGACACAAUAGCAAAGUCCAGUUCUAUGAGCGGUGCUGAGGAAACCAGUAGAUUUCUUUCUAGUAGGAAUCAAGUUAAGCAUUGGAAGAAUGCCAAUACCUUGUUUAAAGGUAAAGAAAGUCAAGGUUUGGAGAGAUCACAGUCACACAUUAUCAAGGAUAACCAUAUUUUGAACUCACUAGAAACCACAUCUCAAAUAGAUGCUAAAAGUAAUGAGAUAGAUACCUGUGACAAACAGGAGAACUCUAAUGACAGCUACCGGUCCAAUGCAUCACACCAAAAUUCUGCCGGAAGUUUGAGGGAAAAUGUUAUGUUAGAUCCAACUGAUUCAAGGGCUGUUGCUACUGGAAAGGAAAAGUCUAAUCAAGUUGGUAAGAAAAAUUCUGCUCGCAAAUUUCAGUAUCAUCCUAUGGGAAAUUUGGAUGAAGAUGUAGAUCCCCCAUAUGGAUUGCAAAAUCCUAUCCAUACACAGGCAAUGGCCCCACAGAAUGCCCACUUUGGCCACUCAAAGUUUUUGAUUCAGGGGCAAUCAUCUGAUGUUCUAAGAGAUGGCAAAGGCCUGGCUGAUCUGCACUCUCAGAGUUGCUUUCCUAGCUCUGUGUCUAAUAUGUCUGCACCCUUGACCAGAUCUUUUGAUAUUCCCCCUCCAAUCACAGCUUCUCCUUCUAGUCCAAACAUGCUACAGCUUCUUCCGAAGGUGGAUCAAUCAAGAGUUUUUGGUGCCACAAUGCGUCAGAAUGCAUCACAAAUUGAGAUGCCCAAGGCAGAAAACUCAGAUGGAUCUGUUGGGCGCCUAUAUCCAAAUCAGUCAUCUGCUGCUCAAGUAUUUGGUCUACAACUAGGUCCUCCAUCCCAGCUCACGCCAGUUCAAAACCAUAUACUUUCAUCUCAGAGCUCUAUGCAAACUGCUUGUUCAUCUAUGAGUCAUUCUGCUGUUGAGUUUGGUGAAAAGGCACAUGUAGCCUCUAUGCCUCAAGUUAAAUCAUUCCCUCCUUACAGUGAAACAACCCAAGGAGAGUUUGUUAAUCGAUCUGGAGUUCCAACAAAUGACAACAAUGAGAACAUUCGUUACGAGAUGCAUGGAAAAUUUUCUCCAGCAUUUAAUUCUGGCUUCCCCUAUUCAAGAAGCCGGAUUCAAAAUCAACAGAUGGCUACUGGGCAAGAGUUGAAAAGUCAGUCUACCAGUAAUUCUUUCAAGGAUCCUCCCUGUUUCACUGAGGAAGAUGACGCCAGUAAUUCUUCCAAAAAUCCUCCCUGCUUCACUGAGGAAGAUGAUUCACUUAGGGAACAAUCUGGUGGUGGUCUAUCUGCAAAGAAUUUCUCACAUGUGGUAGCUGGCAAUCCCAACUCUUUGGGCACAGCUAAGCAGACUAGCAUCAUCAAUUCCCAUGAAACCCCUCAAAAAUCAGUUGGUAACUCCUUACCAGUUUCUCAGCAUCCCUCCAUUUCUGGUAUGUCUCAACAGGCGUCCUUGUCAAAGACAAUGAAUAAUACAUGGGGCACUUCUCAGGCAAAUCCAUUUGGUGUUCUGCCUAGUGGAGAGCCUUCAUCUAUAUCAUGCUUGCACCAAUUGAAUAUUGUGGGAACAUCCUCUGCUCCUGAGAACCGAGGAGAUCAAGAUGCAACCGGAGGAGGGAAUUUCUCAUCUGAGGUUUGUGCAAAUUCUGUAAAUUCAUCAGGUAAGGCACCCAGUGAAGAGCAACAUUUGAAGGAAAGCACUUCUCAGCAAUUACCAUUGAGAAAUAUUGAUUCUGUCCAGAAGGUGAAUAAAGCUCAGGAAGAACAUAUCAUCAAGAAUCUCUCAGAUGUAUAUCCUGUUAGUUCUUCAUCAAUGCAAAGAGAUAUUGAAGCCUUUGGGCGAACUUUGAAACCUAAUAACUUUUCUCAUCAAAACUAUUCUUUACUUAAUCAAGUACGGGCAAUGAAGAAUGAGGAAAUUGAGCAGAGCAAUAAUAAUGCUCUAAAAAGAUCUCGAAUCCCAGAUUAUGGCCCUGGUGGUCAGCAAGUGUCUCAUGACGCUGUUCCCUCAGUUGAUUCUAGAAUGCCAAAUUUCUCUGGAGCAGAUCAUUUGGAAAGAAAUAUAGAAGGGAAUGUACCUACACUGGAUAUGCAUGCAAUUCAUAGGGAUGAUUCUCAGGCCAAUGGUCUUUCCAACAGUGCAAGUUCUGUUAAAUUUGAGCACACCCAGAUUAGUCCACAGAUGGCACCAACUUGGUUUAGUCAGUAUGGAAAUGGAACCUUUAAAAAUGGGCAGGUGUUAACCAUGCAUGAUGCGCAAAGAGCUGCUUCCAUGAAGAUGGGUGAACCACCUCUCACUCUUGGGAAGCCCUCCAGUAGUUUGCACAUAUUUAAUUCAAAGCAGCAACUAAUACCUGCUAAUAAUGAUAUAAGUCAACAAGCUAAGCCGAGCAUGCACCCCACCCCUACUGCAGCCGAGCACUUUCCUUCUUCUCAAUCAUUGUCAGUGAGUAUAAGUGAUCAGCAUUUACUACUAAGACCCAAGAAGCGCAGGCGUGUUACAGCUGACCUGAGUCCUUGGUGCAAAGAAGUUUCAGAGAGUUUGCAGAGUCUUCAGACUGUCAGCAUGGGUGAAAGAGACUGGGCAAAAGCUGCGAAUCGAGUUACUGAAAAGGUUGAAGAGGAUGUUGACUUUAAUGAGAAUUGCCCUUCAAGAGUUAGAGCAAGAAGAAGACUUAUCUUGACCACUCAGCUUAUGCAGCAAUUAUUUCGUCCUCCACCAAUAACAAUUCUUUCUGCAAAUUCCAGUGUGGAAUAUGAGGCUGUUGCUUAUUCAGCUUCUCGAUUGGCAUUGGGUGAUGCAUGUGGUGUGGUUUCUAGUCCUCAAAGUGAUUACAGUAUGGCAGCUGAAGGGAGAGAACUAUUGUCUCGCAAGUGCGCAACAUCAGAGGACAGUGAUCAUCAACAUUUCUCAAAAGUUGUGGAAGAGUUCACUGAGAGAGCAAGGAAGCUAGAAGAGAAGUUUCUGGAAUUGGACAAGAGAGUUUCACUGGCGGAUUUGAUAGUAGAAAACCAAGAUUUGGAGAAGUUCGCUGUCAUUAACCGUUUUGCAAAGUUCUAUGGUCGGGGCCAAGCUGAUGGUGCAGAUACCUCAACUUCGUCAGAUGCAGCUGCACACCCUUAUAAAGCUUUUGCUCAGAGAUAUGUGACUGCAUUCCCAAUGCCAAGGAAUGUCCCGAGCGGGGUACAAUGUUUCUCCCUGUGAUUCAAAAUUAGUUGUUCUUCCCCCGUUUUCCAGUCCACAUUCUCCACGUGCUCGGCUGCCGUGAAAUUUUUCAUGUUGGUUAUAUACUGGCACCUGCAAUAACAAAAAUAGAACCACAGGGUGGAAAAGCAGAAGGUGAAUGGAUGUGAUCUCUCUUCCAUUUGGCGAAAUGAUAAAAAUUAUGGUCUAUGUAUAUGUUGUUUAAUUUGCAAAGAAAUGGUGGUGCCCCGUAAAUUUUUUGGUGAAUGGGGAAAGAUUACUAGUCCGGCCUGUUACUCAGAGGAAUCGACACAUAGUUAACCAGAUUUCAUGAUUUCUACUAGUAUGUACAUACUUACAAAAGACCCUUUUGUCAAAUUUAAGAGAGGCUCCUUUCUAUUUAUUCUGCCAUGGUAAAUUGUUUAUGUUAUAUGAUAUGAGUCGAAAGGUUUGAUUUUGUGGCAGUAUAAAAAUUUCCAGCUAUCCAAAUUGUUAGGAUCUCUUUCACUCGACCUAGCAUUCUUUAUUCAAUGGAACCAAUUUUGCAA